GAUUGUGUCUAUUAUACCAAUCAAAUCAAGUGUUUUCAGCUUUUAUUGCAGUAAUCAUUAAAAGUUCACACAGAAAUUUAAUAUUAGGCAUAAUUUUAUUUGUUUGCCGAAACAGUAGCGCCUGUGAAAAGGGCGAAAAGUGGAACAAUGUACAACUUGUCUCGAUGUCUUAAUCAAAUUGUGGAUAAUUAAAUAAAAGUCAGCUGUUGUAGCCAUCAAGAAAUAAAUCAUGUCGGUUACUAUCGGAGAUCUUCCAGAAGAGAUGCUGGAUAAGAUAUUCACUUACCUGUCGCUGGAAGAUCGCAAAGCAGUUUCGCGAGUGUGCCUCCACUGGUCAAGAUUAGCACUGAGGCGAAUGAAUUUUCAGCUAGCAAUCGACGUGCGGAGGAACAAGCUAGAACGAACCUACCUUCGGGUACUGCUAGCUAGUAAUCGCCGCUACCGGCAUCUAUGGUUAUAUUUUGGCAGCCGGCAAGAUAAAUCCGACUUAAUGUUAGUCAUUUUGCGUAGAUUUGCCGACUCACUAGAGACUCUAAAAAUCAUGUCGGAUAGCACCAUAGCGUUGAGAUUGGAUUUUCUCAGCCACGUUAUAGAAAUCUGCAGAAAUCUUAGGACUUUGCAUUUGCAGUCGGUGUUGUUUCAACACCAUGACGGCAGUGAAAUAACGUUCGGUGUACUGCCAAAAUUAGAUAGGCUAUAUUUGAGAAGCAAUUUACUAGAAUUUGACGAUGUACCAAUUGAAAAGAUGACGCCAAAUAUAACCAGCCUUUUUGUGAUGAUCAGCUACGUUUCACCACGGCCGAUUGAGUUUUUGAGACAUUUCAGUCCACGACUGAAACAAUUGGAGAUUCGGUUUUUGACCGACGAUCAUUUCAAUGCCUUCUCUAGACUAGGCUUUCCGCAGCUAGAACAGCUUAGUCUGUCUUCGGCCGAUUCAUUGUUGGAAGGGAGCAGAUUGACUUCUUAUGUAGAGUUCUUUAAUGAUUUGUCCCAUCUGGUUGAAUUGACCUUACAGUACGAAAUCAGUACGCCGGUUCUGGGAAGCGUAGUUAAGUGUUGUAAAAACCUACAAAGUCUUUGCCUUAACACUGAAGAGCUUUUGGACGAGCACUUUGCGUUGAUUGGUGAGCUGAAAUAUCUUAAGGCUUUACGUUUGAUGAGCGCCAAUAUCGACAUUGAAAAGGCAGAAUUAGUUCCAGUGAUGCCCAAUUUGCGGUUACUUACACUGGAAGCACUGGCUGUCGUGAAGAGUCUUGAAAUGAACAACUUCCUUCGGCGCUCGUUUCCCGCACUCGUCACCCUUCAGCUGCUGAGACUGUGCAGUCAUAUGAAUUCAGCAUCGAUGAACAUAUUUUACAGCAACUUGAUGUCUAAUCUAAAUACAUUGGAACGAUUAGUCUUGAGCGAAAAGGAAAAUGAGUUAGAUAUGAAACUUCUUUCGUGCUUUGCUCAACUACCACGGCUCCAUAUAUUACAGUUGCAUUUCAGGAACUUGGUGCACUACAAUAGUCAGCAUGAUCUUAGUUCGAUCGGUAGCUUCCGAACGUUAGUUCUGGAUGUGCGCAAUGUCAGCGAUGAAAUAUUGCAGAACCUGUUAGAUCACUUGCCUAAGCUAAAGCAGCUAGAGAUGCCUACGGCGCAUCUUUGUUCAGCCGACGGUUUGUUGGCGAUACGAAAAAAGCAUCCCGAGUGUACGAUCGUUACGAGGCUAAAAUUUCGAAUGCAUUGGUGGACAGAAUGCUAAGAAACUACAAUCUAUAAGAAAAGUUGUGGUUUGUACUCCCUGCAAACCAUUUUGUUUGGACCGAAGUUCGAAUUUAUUACAUAAAGAUA
Sabethes cyaneus is the source of this 1833-nucleotide messenger RNA. RefSeq lists its product as uncharacterized. Gene Ontology annotation, molecular function: protein binding. The transcript has 5 exons. The record is from RefSeq and is a predicted model, not a curated record. Bases 230 to 1744 code for a protein of 504 amino acids. Lineage: Eukaryota; Metazoa; Arthropoda; Insecta; Diptera; Culicidae.